This is a messenger RNA of Vespula vulgaris, 3907 nucleotides long. RefSeq names its product high affinity copper uptake protein 1-like. Gene Ontology annotation, biological process: copper ion transmembrane transport. The transcript has 5 exons. Gene Ontology annotation, cellular component: membrane. NCBI's taxonomy places the organism in Eukaryota, Metazoa, Arthropoda, Insecta, Hymenoptera, Vespidae. The coding region runs from base 22 to 420 and encodes 132 amino acids. Gene Ontology annotation, molecular function: copper ion transmembrane transporter activity. The record is from RefSeq and is a predicted model, not a curated record.
GCAUCGACUGAAUACGCCAAGAUGCAUUCGAUGUUCUUUCACGGUGGUGUCAGUGAAACGAUUCUUUUCAAAGAAUGGCGAACGACAGAUUGGAUUGGCAUGGGUGGUUCCAUGAUCGGAAUUAUUCUGCUUACGAUGAUUUACGAAGGACUGAAAAGUUAUCGCGAUCAUCUUUUUAAUUAUACAGCGUUGGCAAACAAGAAUAUAAGGAAAACGAGGAUACAGAUGAUCUUUUCUGUGGUUCAUCUGCUUCAAGUGAUAUUACAUGUUUGCCAAAUGAUAAUAGGAUAUUUUCUAAUGCUAAUAUUUAUGACUUUCAACGUCUGGUUGUGCAUCGCCGUGGUAAUUGGAACAGCAAUCGGUUAUUGGCUCUUCUCUUGGAAAAAAAUAAACAGUGACUAUGUGGAUUGCUGUUCGUGAUAAAAUGAUCGUUUUCUAAGUAGCACUAUAAUUUAAUAAUAAUUAUUUCUACCGUGGUAAUUAAUCUCCCCUCUGUAACUCUAUCAACACAAUGUUAUUAAAUAUUAAUGCUUCAUUUCAUAAUACACUUUAAUUCUCUAUUAUUAUCGAUAAAAGGGUUAAUAAGAUUAAUAAUAAAACAAUAUAAUAAUAAUAAUAAUAAUAAUAAUAAUAAUAAUAAUAAUAAUAAUAAUAAUAACAAUAAUAAUAAUAAUAAUAAUAAUAAUAUAUUUGUAUAAUUAUAUAUUAUAUACGUAUUUAUUUUUUAUAAAUCAAUUUAUUUUUUAAAAGAUAUGCUAAAGUAAAACUAACACAAAGGAUACACACACACACACACACACUUACAGUUUCAUUUAUCCAGUGCAUACAUAUAAUAUCUGAUAAACAUUUGCUCGUAUCAACUGUUGUUAUCUAAUCAGCUAUUUUUUCCUGAUCUUAAAAUUGACAAAACAAUCAAUCAUUAUCAAUGAGACCGAAAUCAUAUAAUCUAACAUAUCUCGAUUCAUCCGUCAUUUCUUGUUAGAAACGCGAACCUUUCGGAAGAAAUGGCUUCCAAUAGAUUUCCAGAAAGCAGUCGUGGUCGUGUGGACGACGAAAAUUUUCCUGAAAUAAAAUCAUCGAAACAAAUCAUUUUAGGGUGGGACAGUUUUAAUUCGAUAACAUUCUUGAUCCUGAUCGUACUUUUUACCAGUUGGUGUUUGACAUAUUUCAUAACUUACGUGCCAAAAGAGGAGCAUAAUGUUCACAAUAAUCCUAGUGAUGGUGGACACGGUAAUCAUUCAGCGCAUGGAUAUUAAAGAUAAAAGGUAGAUGGAAAAAGAAAAAUAAUUUAAUGAAUAAAAAAAAAAAAAAAGAUAAUAAGUUCCAUAAAUCUAUAGCAUAUGACCGUGAUUGAUCUUCAUUUAAUGUUCAACGUGUAUUGAUGCUUAUUAAUGAAAAAGAAAGAAAAAGAAAAAAGAAAAGAACCUGUGAUCUAUAAUAAAACGUACAUAUGGUUGUUAAUCGUUCCAUAGAAAUAAAUAAAAAGGAGUUGUAUAUAAUGGAUUAGGCUGUUUCUCAAUGCGAAAACGAAAUGUUCUAUCUUUGCAUCCAUUUCAACAAUAUGAUCGUUCUAUAUCGAUGUACGAAGAGAACUCUUGUUAUCGGUUAAAUCUGGAACAACGUUGUGAAUUUCAAGGAGCCGAGAGAUUGGAAGGUACCCUCGUUAGCCUCGAUAACGAGACGGUUUAAUCAUCUGUUCGACAAGAGAGAGAGAGAAACUUUUCCUACCAUAAAGCAAUUUGUCCUAUUAAAGAAUCACAGUCAAAGAAGAGAAGCAACCGAACGAAUUUACGUCCGAGUUGUAGAUCGUACAUACGUCGUAUACCGACGAUUAAUAAUUCCUUUAUUAUGACGAUAAUAUCGUUGUUUACAGGAGAAAAAAAAGUACUUUACAAUGAGAAAUAAUUAUACACGACUGGUGAGGAUUGUCCAGGAAUCUUUUUCAAUGGCCGACGGCGAGGGAGGACAAAGAGCGCAAAAGUAGGAGACCGACAGAAAGAGUCAUUAUGCUCGACGUGCCUACGAGGGAAGAGAAUCUCGCGUAAUUUUGCGUCGGAGGAUUUGCGGGUGAAAGGAUUGGUAUAGUUUGGAGCGGAGGAAAAAAAAAUAAAUCCACCUCGUUGUCCGCGAUUCAACAAGGGAAAGAAAAAAAGUAAGAAAGAAAGAAAGAAAGAAAGAAAGAAAGAAAGAAAGAAAGAAAGAAAGAAAGAAAGAAAGAAAGAAAAAGGAAGCCAAUGAUAAUCACGAAUACAAACGAUUCUUAUAAGAUGGCCUUGUUUAUGAAAGCAAGUAAAACCUGAUCUAUUCGAAUUCAUUGAACUUUAUAUCAUAUCUAUUUGGAUCAUGUUAUUUCAUCGAAUCAUUGGAAAUAUUUGAAUGGAACGUUCGUCUCGAAUGUUUUACGUUGUCGUCAUGGUUCCUGAAAAAUGCAUAACGUUGUAUGCUCACAAAAUUGGAAAGAAAAGGAUAGUACGUGCACUGCACUUUCUCUCCCUCUCUCUCUCUCUUUUUCCCUUUCUUCCUCUCUCGUAUGUGACUUUACAGUGUUCUUGCGCCCCCGGAGAGAAGAUUGUUGCGCAAACGUCAGAGAGAAAACAUGCGACGUGUACAUAGACACGAUUUUUAAUACGCCUCUUGCGAAACUGGCUCGCUCGCAGAAUUUUAUCAGCCGCCUUGGAUCUUCCUCUUCGCGAUCACUGAAACCCAAGUAUUGCUUUUGGGAAUUACCGAUCUCAGAGGGAUCUCGCUGAAGGUUCUCUUUUUCUCUCUUUUUCUUUUCCCCCAUCUCUCUCUCUCUCUCUCUCUCUCUCUCUCUCUCUCUCUUAGUUUCUCUACAAAGAGAAAAUGAAAAGAAGAGAAAAAGAAAGUAAGAGAGACAUCGUAGUAGGAUAUUCCCGAAAAGCCAGAACGAUGGAAAAAGCAUUUCCACGUUUGUGCUUGCGAUCUUUCAGACUGUUGUAAUGAGAAACGUCUCUGUCAUUGGUCGAUUCUCUCGAUGACAUUUACAGUCUUUGUAAAAUGACCUUACUUUUUAUUUUUCAACUGAAGAGAUAGAAAGAGAGAAUAACUUCUUAGACAUUUAAAAUAUCUUCGAAAGUCUUUCCAAUGAAAAAAAAAAAAAAAAAAAAAAAAAAAAAAAAAAAAAAGAAGAAGAAAAAAGUCGUUCUGACAAAAAAAAAGAUAAAAAGAAAAGACAAAAAAAAAGAAACAUUUGCAAUUUAUUUGACAUGACAAACGAAAUUUCUGAUGACACAAUUAAUCUCUAUUUUCGCGAAUUAUAAAUCCCUACAAAAAUAAACGAAAACUAUUGCAAUAUGUAAAUAUCGUUACGAUGGAACAUAAAUUAAGAAAGAUACGUAAGGACAGACACGUUAACAGUGGUGAUUCGUAUUCGAGAAUUUAUUUCCUCGCAAGGAAGGCGGUCAACGACGACGACGACAACGACGACGACAGGAAGACGCCGAAGAGAAUCAUAGAAAGGAUAUGCACUUUCGAGUAAGGUAGAAUCGUCGACCGUUAAUUCACGUUAUCGGAACAACGUUGAUUCGCUGCUCGUGUCGUCGUUAUGUCCUACAUAUCGUAUGUACGAGUCGAGUUCGCGAGAGACAAAGAUAUGGCUCGUUCCGUGAAACGCUUCGGUCAAUCGAUCGUCCUUAAACGCUAUAUCCUCCUUUUGCAUCGUCCUGGAGUUAAUGGUACAUGGAUAUUGACAUAUUUCGAGGAUCGAGUAUUUUCAAAUUAGAAGGGUGAACAUAUUUGAGUGUAUGAUCUAUAAGACAGAUUUAAGAAAUAAAAAGGAAAAGAAAAGAAGAGAUAAUCAAUUUUAACAAUAUCCGUAUUAUACAUUUUGAAAAAGAGAAGGUUGAAUGUAACGUGAGGGUUGUAAUUAUCUCGAAAUCAAUGUUAA